This is a messenger RNA of Brachypodium distachyon (stiff brome), 3046 nucleotides long. RefSeq names its product TPR repeat-containing thioredoxin TTL1. Bases 285 to 2351 code for a protein of 688 amino acids. Gene Ontology annotation, molecular function: protein binding. The record is from RefSeq and is a predicted model, not a curated record. Lineage: Eukaryota; Viridiplantae; Streptophyta; Magnoliopsida; Poales; Poaceae. The transcript is spliced from 7 exons. Gene Ontology annotation, cellular component: cytoplasm.
GACCUCUUCUUCUUCCUCCUCUUCCUUCUCCCCUCUUUCUUCGGUCGGUGCUUGCUAUCUCCCCCCAUUUCCCCGUAUCACGAGAAAUCCGCACGCGCUUUUGCUCCGCGAUUUAUUGCUCAGGGUUCCUGCCGACUGGUAUUGCUCAACCACCACACCGCGCGCGCAAGGACAAGCUGUUCUUGUGCUGCGUGGUUCUAUGCCUGCUUGUUUGGUUGGGAGAGGAGGAGGAGUUGCGGACUGCGGGUGGUGGCAUUGGUGAGGUCUCCCGGUGAGAUCCAGCCAUGUCGGAGGCCGACCGAUUGCGCCUCCGCGCGGCGGCGCUGGCGCUUGACAGCGGCGCUGUGCGGGACAAGCCGGACUCCAAGGCCAACUUGUUCGCGGAUCUUGGCUCCCCGGUGUCGCCGCUGCGGGCGUGGGCGAGCGGGACGACGUCCUCCUCCUCCUCCUCGUCCGGGUCGGCCAAGUCGCCGGCUCAGUCAAAUGUUGGGGCGGUGCGACUGGCAGGCGGGAGGAGCCAUUCAGGUGAGCUGGCGGUGGAGAGCAACCCGCCGCGGCCGCCGGGCCACCGGCGGUGCGGAUCUGGACCGUUGAUAUUCUCCGGUGGCAGCAGCAGUGGAGGGAGCGGCGGAGUUGGAGACCGUGGGAGCACGGCGAGCUCGCCGAUGACCAAUGCGCUCCCCGCCGGGAACAUCUGCCCGUCCGGGCGCGUGCCUGGCGCGGCGCCGGCGCCGGCGCCGCCGCGCUCCCGCCCGGACGUGCUCGGAUCCGGUACCGGCCACUACGGCCACGGGAGCAUCAUGCGCGGCGCCGGCAUGUCCCCCGCGAGAAGCAGCAUUGAUGCACCGUCCUUUCUCGGACGCCCCUCGAGAUCUCCGGCGAGUUCCGCGGCGGUGGCAGGGAGCGGUGCAAGCCUCCAGGAGAUGAGUCGCUUAGGCAACGAGUGGUACAAGAAGGGGAGGCACGGGGAGGCGCUGCGGUACUACGACCGUGCCGUGUCUCUGUGCCCCGACAGCGCCGCCUGCCGCGGAAACCGCGCCGCCGCGCUCAUCGGGCUCGGCCGGCUCGCCGACGCGCUCCGCGAAUCCGAGGAGGCCGUCCGGCUUGACCCGGCCAGCGGCCGCGCCCACAGCCGCCUCGCCGGUCUCUGCCUCCGGCUGGGAAUGAUCGAAAAGGCGAGGAGGCACCUCACGCAGGCCAGGCAUCUUCAUGAGUCUAAUCCUGCAGACUGGGAGAAGCUGCAGGAUGUGGAGAUGCAUCUGGGAAGAAGCACAGAUGCCAGGAAAAUUGGAGAUUGGAAGAGCGCGCUGAGGGAAGCGGAUGCUGCAAUUGCGGCUGGAGCCGACUCCUCUCAGCUGCUUCUUGCCUUGAGAUCAGAAGCACUUCUCCGUCUCCACAAGCUAGAGGAGGCUGAUUCAACUCUUGCAUGCUUGCUGAAAUUAGACAAUGCAUUACUAUCUUGGACGGCAGCUAAACUCUCGGGCAUGCUAGUUGAGUCUUAUGUAUAUAUUGUGCGAGCCCAGGUUGACAUGGCAUUGGGAAGGUUUGAUGCUGCUGUUGAAGCAGCUGACAAUGCUAGACUUAUCGAUCCUGGGAAUGUGGAAGUUGGGAUGAUUCUAAAUAAUGUGCGACUAGUUGCAAGAGCUCGAGCGCAAGGAAAUGAGCUUUUUAUGGCAGCCAAAUUUUCUGAUGCAUCUAUAGCCUAUGGUGAAGGGCUCAAGUAUGAUCCCUCGAAUCCAGUGCUCUACUGCAACCGAGCAGCUUGCUGGUGGAAGCUAGAACGGUGGGAGAAAGCUGUUGAUGACUGUAAUGAGGCUCUGAGAAUAAGACCUAAUUACAAAAAGGCUCUCUUAAGAAGAGCAAUGGUCUAUUCCAACCUUGAGCGCUGGGCUGAUUGUGUGCGGGACUAUGAGGUGCUCCGCAGAGAGCUUCCUGGUGAUACCGAGGUUGAAGAAGGAUUGUUCCGUGCUCAAGUUGCCUUGAAGACAACUCGUGGUGAGGAUGUAUCAAACAUGAAGUUUGGAGGAGAAGUUGAGAUGGUAACCAACGUGGAGCAAUUCUGUGCUACAAUACGUUCACCUGGUGUAUCUGUUGUUUACUUCAUGUCGGCAAUGAAUCAACAAUGCAUACACAUUACACCUGCUGUGGACUCUCUUUGCAGCGAAUGCCCGUUGGUGAAUUUUCUGAAGGUAAAUGUUGACAACAGCCCUAUGGUAGCAAAGGCAGAGGACGUGCGGAUAGUCCCUACAUUCAAGAUAUACAAAGAUGGGGUGAGAGUGAAAGAGAUGAUCUGCCCUAGCUUGCAAGUCCUGCGCUACUCAGUGAGACACUAUGCCGUCUCCAGUUCUUGAGAAGCACCGGUACCCUAUUUUCCCAAUUCCAUUAAUGCAUAGGCUCCCCUUUCCCAUGCCAGCCUUUUACUCCCAAACUUGCAACAAUACCAGCCUACAUAGCAUUUCACCAGCUGCAUAAUAAUUCCCCAUUGAGCAUGGGCAUAAUGAGCUGAGAUUGGUGUGUGGAAGAGCCUACCCCAUUUUGCCCCCUCAUUACCGCAUUUCUUGUUACUACCUCUGCCAUUCAUAUGCCGACCCAUCGAAUUCUUUCACCUUUCAGGCUCUUUCACUUUGUAUUUUGAUACAUUUUGCUUUCCAUCUUAGGCCCUAGACCAGCAGCUAAUGAGGGCAAUGUUUGUAAUGUUGUUUAGAUUAGCAUAUCAUAGAGAGGAGAGGGGAGUGGGAGGUAGAGAGGGAAUGUCGGUUGCGGUUUUCGUUACAUGUAAAUACCAUAUAGCAAAACAUCGGAAUCCAUUGGAAGAUUGGUUCCCCGGAGAAAUGGAAAAUUUUGGUGGAGGUGGGGAGGAGAAGAGGGUACAGAGCUAGUUGUCAUUUUAGAGGUAAAAGGAAAUCAAGUGGUGAUUGGGUGCAGAGAGGGGAAAUGUUGGUGUUAAUUGAUGCCAUUUUGCUGCUUCUGCUGGUUUGUGGUGCUGAUACAUCAUAUGCUACCAUUUUCAUGAAUAAAACUAUCCGACAUUCGUUCUUUCUUUUUA